Molecule: messenger RNA, 345 nt
Organism: Funneliformis mosseae
Lineage: Eukaryota; Fungi; Glomeromycota; Glomeromycetes; Glomerales; Glomeraceae
Source: the annotation of a GenBank genome assembly
AUGCCUCCUAAACCUAGACCUAAUCUCCCUGUUGAUCUCAUUCUUGAUGCCGAACAACGAAUGGCAGUUGAAGAAAUGGGCGGACGAGAAGCAACUUUCAAUCUUCUUGGGGAUAAUCAAAGUAGUCUUGCUUAUAUUCAAGCACUCGUCGAUAAGAAAAAGACUGAAAUGGAAAAAUCGGAAAUCGAAUUUCAGGCUAUUAAUUUUGUAGCCUAUCUUGCUGUUCUUAUUUGUUUAACUUUUCUUAAGGCAACAAUAUAUAAAUAUGAUGAGGAAAAAUUAAAUUUGAUCAUUGAGAGCAACCAUCCGAAAAACCUUGAAGCGCUAUCUACCGGCCAAAAAUAG